AUGGCCGAUUUCAUGAUCUACGGAGCCACUGGCUAUACCGGCCGCCUUGCAAGCGAAUACGCGAAAAGCAUCGGUCUCAAUCCCGUGUUAGCUGGAAGAAGCACCGACCGCGUUAAACAGCUCGCUGAAUCGCUUGGGUUUUCAUACCGCACAUUCGACGUCAACGAUGGCCAAGCCGUAGACGAUAGUUUGCGUGGCAUUCGCGUGCUGCUCAGUUGUGCCGGGCCGUAUUCACGUACCGCCGAGCCCCUGAUGGAUGCCUGUAUAAGAUCCGGGGUUCACUAUCUCGACGUAUCUGCUGAACUCAUCAGCUACCAAUUGGCGGAGAAGAAGAACGAUGCGGCAAGGGACGCGAAUGUUAUGCUUUUGCCGGGGUGUGGUGGCAGCGUGGCUAUGCUUGGCUGUUUAGCCGGACAUGCUAUCAAGACUAUCAACAAGGUGGCCAGUGUUGAUGUUGCGCUGUUCGUCUCCGGAUCAAUUUCGCGCGGUUCAGCAAUCAGCACAGCCGAAGGCGUCACAGCUGAGUGUCUAAAGAGACAAGACGGGCAAUUGAUCGAGCAGAAUGUCCAAGAUACGGCCGAGUUUGACUUUGACGACGGGAAAGGCUCAGUCAGCUGUUUUCCAGUGACGCUUCCGGACCUGCUCACUAUAUGGAAGUCGACCAAUAGUCCCAACAUAAAGACCUUUGUCCAUGUGUCUGACGGUGCUUUUCCAACGGGAGAUUUAGCAGCGCUGCCAGAUGGCCCUACGGCGGAGCAGAGGAAAGAACACCGAUACCAUGCUUCUGUGGUCGCCAAGGGAGAUGAUGGGAUCGUCAAGAAGGCUGUUCUUCAUACGCCUAAUGGAUACGAUUUUACGUCUGUGGCCUGUAUUGAGGCUGCGAGAAGGGCCUUGGAUGGGAAGGCGAAGGGAGGAUUUCAGACGCCUGCCAAUACUUUUGGUAGCGACUUUGUAACUACGAUUCUAGGAUCGACCCUGAAAGAUUUAUAA
This is a messenger RNA of Trichoderma aggressivum f. europaeum, 990 nucleotides long. RefSeq lists its product as uncharacterized. Lineage: Eukaryota; Fungi; Ascomycota; Sordariomycetes; Hypocreales; Hypocreaceae. The record is from RefSeq and is a predicted model, not a curated record. The coding region runs from base 1 to 990 and encodes 329 amino acids. The transcript has a single exon.